Bicyclus anynana (squinting bush brown) is the source of this 2585-nucleotide messenger RNA. RefSeq lists its product as uncharacterized. Gene Ontology annotation, cellular component: membrane. Lineage: Eukaryota; Metazoa; Arthropoda; Insecta; Lepidoptera; Nymphalidae. The transcript has 14 exons. The coding region runs from base 373 to 2388 and encodes 671 amino acids. The record is from RefSeq and is a predicted model, not a curated record.
ACUUCUUAGCGUCGCAAACUUAUGCGAGCUAAGACGUAUGUUCGCCGUUUUAUAAUCCUACCAAAGGAAUAAUUGAGUGUAAAUAAUAUAUCCUGUGGUUCAACUUUCUCUGUGCGCGUAUUUAUUUACAUCGUCUGAUUUUGCAAUACGGGACGGUUCUAAUAGCACGUGUUAGAACAGUUGCAGUUGUGUCGCGGAUUAAAAUAAUGAUAACUUUUUUAAAUGUCAUGAGAAACAGAGUGUAAAAGUCAAAUAAACAGUGAUUGCUGAUUUUAAAAUUGAUGACGGUUGAGGAAUUUUAUCUAAAUUAACUUGUAUGCAAGAUGUUGAAACACUGGUCGACCUAACGAAGGUGCUAGAGAAAGACUAAACAUGGCGCAACUCAUCAACAAGAACCUAAUUACGCUGAAGUGUGUCCUCUUCUGCUUCCUUUCAGGUGUAGGAUGUAUAUUCCCGUUCCUGCCUCUUCACAUACUGUCGGUUGGCUUGGACCGAGGGGAGGCGCGAUUGAUAUCAGCUGUAGCACCUGCUAUUGCGCUCCUGGGCCCAGCUAUACUCGGACCCCUUAUUGACAAGCUCUCCGUGGGACGUGGUUCCACCGGCGGAGGAGCAGGUCCCAGCAGCUCGGGGAAGUUGCUGCGGGUUGUCAUUGCGUGCUGCUUAGUUCUGAGCGCCUUGUUCUACUCUGUUCUACUAGCAGUGCCUUAUACAGAACGCCAUGAAGCACGGCGCCCGCAGGUGCUGUUCAUGUGCGACGAGGAGGGCACUUACGUCAUGCAAGAGGUGUGCACGGAGGGCAUGCGUUGCAACCGCUGGGAGGGCGAAAAGUCCGGAGUGCUGGCGCUAUCCGCCUGCGAGUACGGCUGCGCGGACAAGAACAUGUCGUGGGUGACGCGGCCUUUCACCUCCACCUCCACCACCACCACGCUCCGGCCCAUGUACAACAGUGUCGCGAACGCUACCACUACAGUACCACCAGUGACAGAGGAGCCCGAAGAAGAAGACUUCGAGUUUAAGCCGCCGCACUUAUGCUACGACGAGCAUUGCUUGGUCUACAUGCAGCACGUCCACAGGCUCCCAGUGCCUCUCUCGCUGACAGCUCCGCAACUUCCCGAAGACAACUCUACUGCUGAGAACAACUGGUGUACUUAUCGCACAGCUGGACCGUCGAAAUGUAUAGUCCCGCCCGAUCGCUUGAAGGACAUAGUACAAGAUGGGGAAACGUGUCACCCCGCCGUGCGAUGCCAAGUACUCGAUCCGUAUGACGAGCCCGAUGGAGUGCUGGCAGAUGCUGAAUGCCGCCAAAUCAUUGGCGAUCCGUCUUACACAUUCUGGACUUACUUUAUUAUCAGGAUAUUAGCGGAUAUUUGGCCGACAGCGGGACUGGCAUUACUCGGCGCUGCGUGUGUAAUAGCCACGAGGGAAACUUCCUUGGGUCGCGGCGACGUGGGACGGCAGCUGGCUUUUGGCACUUUAGGAUUGGCCAUAUUCCCCCCGCUGGCCGGGCUGGCGGCCACUCAAAUGCCUGACAACCCUUACUUGGUGCCCUUCGUGAUGCACGCCGUCUUCAUGCUGAUAGGAGCACUUAUACUGCUGGUUGACACGCACAUGCCGCUGUCGACGCCGGAGUGGUGGUGGCACACGGCGACGGGCGUGCUGGCCAUGCCCAUGAGCGCGGUGCGGCGCUACGGCGCGGAGACCGCGGCCGUGUUCGCCGUGCUCGCGCUGCUGGGCACGCUGUGGAGCGGCAUCGACGCCUACCUGCCCUGGACGGUGGAGGAGCUGAACGGCACGGCGCUGGAGGUGGGGCUGACGCUGACGGCGGGCGCGCUGCCCGCGGUGCCGGCGCUGUGGUGGGCGGAGGCGCUCGUUGACUACGUGGGCCACUCCAACGUGUUCAUCACCGCCCUCACCUUCUACUGCCUGCGCUACACGGGUCUAGCGUACAGCGAGUCGUACUCGUGGGUGGUGGUGUGCGAGCUGCUGGAGGUGUUCACGCUGAGCCUGGUGUGGGUCACCGCCAUGCUGUACUUCCGUCACCUCGUGCCCAGGAAGUACACCACCACGGGCCAGGCGCUGCCCGUCAUUGCGCACUUCUGUAUCGGACGCUGCAUCGGAGCUAUAAUUAGUGGCAUGGUGUCGCUGGAGCAGCCGCUGUGGUCACUGCGCAGCGCCUACCGCGCGCUGGGCGUGGUGUCACUGGCGGCGGCUGCUGUGUACCUCGCGCUCUACCACCUGCUGCUGGCCCCGCGCUGCGCCUCGCCUGCCGUCGCGCCACCUAGCCACCUGCUACAAGGAUUAAACGCGAACGGCGGUUCCAACGGCAACUAUUCUCCGAUGCGAGUCUAUCACGAGGAGCGAUCUCGGAAAGGUCAUUUCCGUUAUUAAGUCAUUGUAUCUUGUUGUGUUUUUUUACUAUUUCUUCUAUAUUAAAUAAGUUUUAUAAGUACACAAUUGUGAUAUAAUUACUAUUUCUUGACUAAUUAAUCUGAUCCAAUCAGUUUUAUUUAUUAGCUUUUAAAAUUUAACGCCUAUCUGCAUUUCAUUAAUUAAGAAUUUGUAAUUUGAAUAAAUUUUACUCCUUA